AUGAAGGCAGACUUGUAUGCAGACGAGUUGAGGGGUGGUUGUUGUGAUGGUGGUGGUGGUGGUGGUGGUGGUGGUGGCGAUAGUGGUGCUGAUGGUGGAGAAGGAUUAUAUAGAAAUGAAUGCUCCGUCAGUUUGCGGUGUUUGUUUGUGUACUCUCACUUGGCCCUGUUGGUCAAUUUUUCGAUAACUUCACCAAAUAUCUCGGCCUUCUGCGUAAUUCCUUCGAGUUAA
This is a messenger RNA of Enterobius vermicularis (human pinworm), 231 nucleotides long. The record is from the annotation of a GenBank genome assembly. Lineage: Eukaryota; Metazoa; Nematoda; Chromadorea; Rhabditida; Oxyuridae.